Messenger RNA from Trypanosoma conorhini, 1752 nucleotides. RefSeq lists its product as uncharacterized. The record is from RefSeq and is a predicted model, not a curated record. NCBI's taxonomy places the organism in Eukaryota, Euglenozoa, Kinetoplastea, Trypanosomatida, Trypanosomatidae. Bases 1 to 1752 code for a protein of 583 amino acids. The transcript has a single exon.
AUGAGGAAGUUGUUUCUCGCCGCUGCCGUCCUCGCCCACGUCGUUGUCCUCUUCGCGUGCCUCUCGCCUCGCGCCGCGCUUGCGGCGGACCCUCCCACCCCCAGCUGGGGCCGGGACGGCUGCCACGCGGGGUUCAAAUUCUGCGCCAACGUCACGACGAAGGAGACGUGGUCGGCGGACGGGAAAAACAUUUACUUCUUCCUCGACCUCGUCGUGGAUGGCACCGACGUGAACAUGGCCAACACAACCGUGUGGUACGUAGGCGACAACUUUGACCUCGGCUGGGCCACGGACCUGAGCAAGGCGUCUUUCAACGUCGUGCGCUUCUCGCCGCGCGGCUCCGAGUUCGCCUAUCCCCAAAUCACCUGCAACCCGGACUACUACAGCAGGGAGGCCCAGUGCCUGCCGAACGCCUCCUGCGCGGCGGAGAUUGCCCGCUCUGGCCUCGACAUGGCCCACUACUCAACGACAGAGACGGCAAACGACCUCGUGUGGGUACUGAAGACGCUGGGCAAAGGGAGGCAAAAUGUGUUAGUGUCAGAGGGGCUUGGCAACCUCGUCGUGCAGCGGGUGAUGGAGAGGGGAGAUGGCAUGAAAAACGUCUCUGUCGUCAUGGCAGGCUUCACGCAUCCCGAGUACUUCGACGUCUUCACGAGCAUCGGUGGCUACGACGGUGCACUGCAGCGACUCCUGGCGUUCUGCGAGGAGGAUGGAUCCAUGCUUUGCGUCUCUCGUGUGGGUGCGUUCGAGGGGAUGUGGAACCGCGUCGUCAACGUCAUGAAGGCGGCGAAGGCGAAUACGCUGCCGUGCAACAGUCGUCUUGACUGGGGGGUUGCCCCAAAAGACAUGCACCGCGAAUACAUCACCGUUCUUGCCACACUGCUUAAAAAGCCCCAAAACUUUUUGAUGCCAAGUGAGUGGAGGUUGCCCCAGCUGAUACCGUCUUUUAUUUAUCGUCUACAGCGCUGCACGGAGGGGGAUCAGGCGGCCCUGAACAACCUGUAUGCCUUUCUUCACUCAGGCCCGCGAGCCCGCUGCCCACCGUUUGUGCCGCAGCGCUACAACUGGCUGGUGAACGAGCUGACCCUCAUCCGCCCACCACUGCCGCCGGGGGAGCUCUUUGCGGAGACGUCGAAGAAUCGACUGGUGCUGCCAAUCCCAACGCUGUGGCAAAAGAUGUAUGAGGUGUACAACGCGUACCCAAAGUACGAUGCCACGCCAGCUGUUGUCGCCGCCGCGAAAAUGCCUUUGCUGCUGUUGCCCUCUGACAUUGACCCCGUGUUUCCGUUUGGUAUGGCGGCGUUGGCUUCCACCGGCUACGACGCCACGGUCCGUCUUCUGCCGCACCAAAGCAGCUUCCCAGUCGCCGCCAGCGCCUCAGACUGCGUCAAGCAAAAUCUCAUUUACUUCCGCGCCCACCGGGCCUGGGCGGAUGCAGGGCGGUGCCAGGUGGAUGGGUCGUACAAACUGGACUUCAUUCACUUUGACGCCUACGAAUUUUACCGGGUGGGUGAUGCGUGGGAGUUUACGACGCCAAACACGCCGGAGCCCACGGCAAACGCCUCCACGACGACCACCACAGCCGCCCCGCAUGCGCCUGGGGCGAAAAACUGCUCCAAUAGGGCGGUGAGCGUCCUCACGGUGCUUUUCUUGCUGGCGGUAUUCGGCCUUGCUGGGCUAUCGUAUCUGUACUGGAGGAAGACGCAGUCGUUUAGGUUGUCGGACGAUUUCUACAGCAAUCUGAACCACUAA